This is a messenger RNA of Symbiodinium sp. CCMP2456, 2214 nucleotides long. The record is from the annotation of a GenBank genome assembly. NCBI's taxonomy places the organism in Eukaryota, Dinophyceae, Suessiales, Symbiodiniaceae.
AUGGCGGUGCUAGAAGAUCUUCUUGACAUCCGCCAUGGCAAGGGUGUGGUAGGCAAAUGGUCAGCUGCCUGGUUUUGCUUGCGGGGGAGUUCCCUGGAGCAGUACCCCGUGGACAACGGUCAGAAGCAGGGCGAUGAUCCUGUGCAGGUUUACAACCUCCUAGAGGUUCCAGACUUGGCAUGGGAUGAUGCCCGCAAUGAAAUCACUUUCCAGUCGGGCAAGAUCCGACUGCGCAGCCUACAGGGCAUGGCAACUCUUCAAAAGUGGUUUCAGCAGAUGCAGCAGGGCACGAAACCUGAAGAGAAGCCUGCGGCAGCCGAAGCGCCUGUGGAGAAGUCGGAGAAGCAGGCUCGCUUCGAGCCCCCGCCGCGGGACAGCCAAACGAGUCUCGAGGAGAAGUCCGAGGAUGGCGCGAAAUCUCCAGCUUCUCCUCGCACGAGGAAAAGCUUUGCUGUACAGAAGGCUGGGGAGCACGUGGAUCCCAAGCUGGCCUCGAGCAUGUCUCGGGCGACGCAGGCACUCCUCACGAUUUUCUACCAGCUGGAUCACCGUAAGCUACGAACCGUGGACUUCAUGCGGCAGAUGGUGAGCACUCACCCAGAGGGUCUGGUCAACAAAACGGAGUUCCGCCGUGGGUUGGAGCAACAUCUCGGGUUCACUUGCAGCAACGAUGAGUUCAAAGAGCUCAUUCGUGUAGUCGGCGGGGCUGACGAGUUGAUCUCUACCAAGGAACUGGACCGAGCCAUGAAGAAGGCAGCUCGAGGUGAAGACGUCCUGGUUGAGGAGCAGGUGGAAGAGAUCUUGGACAAUGCAAUGCUGCAGGUCGAUACAGUCAUGCACAUCUCGAGCAUGAACGCCACCGAAGGGAUGUACAUCGCUCGCGCCCGAUGGAAAGGUGAGGAUGGCAAAGGGCCCAAGACGGAUGCGCGGCCUGGAAGCAUGAGCGGACCCGCAGCCGAAGACUGUCCGAUCAGGCAGCAGCUAAAGCUCAUCGGGAAGAAGGAUGCCAACGUCGCCGUCCUUAGCAUCAUUGGGAGGCAUGGCUCGGGCAGUGAGGAGGAACUGGUCGGAACAUGCGAGAUAGACGUCCAGGAUCCGAAGCAUCACGAAGUUCACAUUCUUCCACUGCUCAAGGAAGGUGAGUCGACUGGGGCGACUGUCCGCUUGCGAGUGAAGCUGAAAUCUCCUGAGAUCGGAGCUUUGCGGAAGCAGGCCUCGCAGGUGUCCCUGGCCCGAUCGGAUUCACACAUUGCAUCCAUCGGGUCGCCCCGACAGAAGAAGGACCCAGAAGAAACGCAGAAACGAUUGGACCUCCUCCACCAGCUUCACGCCGACAAGCAAAAGCGGUUAGAGGAGCGACGGCUGCGAGAACAAGAGGAGUAUGCGAGCCGAUUGCAAGAGGAGGCCCAGAAGCUCCGGAGCAAGAGCGUCAAGCAGGCGGAUCUCUGUCCCCGCGCAGCGGCUGAGCGCUUGUAUCGGGACAGCAAGGCUCGCCAGCGCCGGCGUCGUGAGCAUCAGUUGAACACCUACCACGAGGAUGAGCAGGUCAUCCUACGGUCCAAGGAGGAAAGCAAGCGCUUCUUCAGCAAGUCUCACUCUGAAGCUGCCAACGAGAUGGUGUCGUCCGUGAACGCCGGGAACCGGCUUCACGACCACGCCCUCAACAAGCAGAUGCAGCUGCGUGAGAAGAUCAAAAAGAAGAGCGAGGAUGAGGUGAGGGAAGCGAAGGAGAUGGCUGAUCGUGGGGCGUCUAAGCGCAGCAGCAGCACCGGGUCACUCACGGCUCAGCAUCGCCUCUACCACCAGGCCAUGGACAACAUGAAGCAGCAGAGUGAGCUCCGGCGGGCCAAGGAGGCGGAGGAGCACCUGAAGUUUCAGAAAGCGGUCGUCGGCCAUGGUCGCAGCGGCAACUCCAAGCGCUUCGAAGAGCUUCACCAGGAGCAUGUAACGCGGGAUGUGGAGCGAAACAAACUCCGGGAGGAGCAGAGGCGCCGCGAGGAGGACAAGGUCAACAGGGAGAUCGAGAAGGGAAGGCAGCUCGCACGGCAGAACCUGCUCAAGAGGAACAUCGUGCGACCGAAGACGCCAAUACCUUGGCACGAGCGUCUUUAUCCUGACAAAAAGGUGGGGCCAAAGGAUGAAACGCUGAAGCCCCAGAAGCACCUGGGUCUGAAAGCGCUCAGGGCCAUGUUUCCUCAAGGCCGCAACAGUUGA